GAGCGGGGCGGUGCCGGGGCAGUUUUUACGGCGUGAGGGGCCGCGGCGGGACGAUGGACGACUUCCAGGCGGGGGAGGAGACAUCUUUUGUUGUUGAUGAAGUCAGUAACAUCAUUAAAGAAGCCAUUGAAAGUGCAAUAGGUGGCAAUGCCUACCAGCACAGCAAGGUGAACCAGUGGACAACAAGUGUGGUGGAACAAUCUCUAAGCCAGCUCACCAAGCUGGGGAAACCUUUCAAGUAUAUUGUGACCUGUGUGAUUAUGCAGAAGAAUGGUGCUGGGCUACAUACAGCAAGCUCUUGCUUCUGGGACAACUCCAGUGAUGGAACCUGCACCGUGAGAUGGGAGAAUAAGACCAUGUACUGUAUUGUCAGUGCCUUUGGACUCGCAAUAUGAUUGCCUUGGAAUCAGUCGUACUUCAGUUCUUUUCUACUCUGGCACUUGAUUCCAUCUCUGCUCAAACUGUGAAUGCACUGAACAACUUCCAGUUUUAAUGUACCUUCUUCUGUAACUUUCUUCAAAUGUGAAAACAUGCUGUUACAUGGUUUGUGUUUGUAUUUUUAGUAUUGUACCAGUGUUGCCACACUGUCUUAAAACUUCAAGAACUUCUCUUUAAGGUGCUAAUACUGAAAUCUGCUGCAGUGUAAACAUGUUCUCUAGAUUUUUUUUAAAACCAAAUUAAAGACGACACCAACUUUCACACUUUGUACUCUUGGUUAGCAUUAAAUUAUUGAAAUUCA
Lagopus leucura (white-tailed ptarmigan) is the source of this 739-nucleotide messenger RNA. It is a transcript of the gene DYNLT1, whose product is annotated as dynein light chain Tctex-type 1. Bases 54 to 395 code for a protein of 113 amino acids. Gene Ontology annotation, biological process: microtubule-based movement. The transcript has 5 exons. The record is from RefSeq and is a predicted model, not a curated record. Gene Ontology annotation, cellular component: cytoplasmic dynein complex; cytoplasm. Gene Ontology annotation, molecular function: dynein intermediate chain binding. Lineage: Eukaryota; Metazoa; Chordata; Aves; Galliformes; Phasianidae.